GCGCGGCUUACCCGUCACGCUGCGCUCCUACCAUCAGCACCACCACCACCACCACUAUAUAAUCCCCGAUCGCCUCGCGCACACGCACACCGACCCGCCGGCCGACGAGGCGCAACCGCGCAAGCGCAACGCAACGCAAACCCACACGCGCCGCCGCCGCCGCCUGCGCAGUACCGGCCCGCUCCUCCCUCCUCUCAGGUGCGAUCAGGCUACGGGCUACGGCCGCCUUGGACCCCCCGCGGGCUGCGCCGCCGGACCGUGCUUGCUCAGGCCGAGGGGGACGAGCGGGGCACGCGGCCGCGGCUAACCCGGGCGGCGGGGUGCGGAGGCGGAGAAGGUAGGUAUGGAGAAGUACGAGGCGGUGCGGGACAUCGGGUCGGGGAACUUCGGGGUGGCGCGGCUGAUGCGCAACCGUGAGACCCGGGAGCUCGUCGCCGUCAAGUGCAUCGAGCGUGGACAUCGGAUUGACGAGAAUGUGUACAGAGAGAUCAUCAACCACCGCUCGCUGCGCCACCCCAACAUCAUUCGCUUCAAGGAGGUGAUACUUACACCAACACAUCUUAUGAUAGUGAUGGAGUUCGCAGCAGGCGGAGAGCUCUUCGAUAGAAUCUGUGAUCGUGGGCGGUUCAGUGAGGAUGAGGCCCGAUAUUUCUUUCAGCAGUUGAUCUGUGGCGUGAGCUAUUGCCAUCACAUGCAAAUAUGCCAUCGAGAUUUGAAGCUGGAGAAUGUUCUCUUGGAUGGUAGCCCAGCUCCACGGCUCAAGAUAUGUGAUUUUGGCUAUUCCAAGUCAUCGGUGUUGCAUUCAAGACCCAAAUCAGCAGUGGGAACACCAGCGUAUAUUGCACCUGAGGUACUAUCCCGUCGCGAGUAUGAUGGAAAGCUUGCAGAUGUAUGGUCCUGUGGGGUGACUCUUUACGUCAUGCUUGUGGGAGCAUACCCAUUUGAAGACCCGGAUGACCCCAAGAAUAUACGCAAGACCAUUCAGCAAAUAAUGCAAGUGCAAUACGAUAUACCAGAUUAUGUCCACAUAUCUACGGAAUGCAAGCAACUUAUCGCGCGUAUCUUUGUUGCCAAUCCAAUGAGGAGAAUCACAAUGAAGGAAAUAAAGAGCCAUCCAUGGUUCCUAAAGAACCUGCCACGGGAACUCACUGAGACGGCACAAGCCAUGUACUACAGGAGAGAUAACAGGGUACCUUCUUAUUCAGAUCAAACAUCAGAAGAAAUCAUGAAGAUUGUCCAAGAUGCAAGGACCAUGCUGAAAUCAUCCAGAUCAGGUUACGUGUCGAGCACCGAGUGUUCGGAUGAGGAAGAAGAGAAGGAAGAGGAACGCAGACCAGAGGAGAACGAGGAAGAGGAAGAUGAAUACGAUAGGAGGGUCAAGGAGGUCCAUGCAAGCGGAGAACUCCGGAUGGACGCUCUACGCAUACGAUAACUGGGUUAUUGCGGAACGGAAGGAUUCAGUGGGAUGUAUGCAAUUUUGGCCGCAGAAUUUCUUCUGUUUGGUCGCCCCCCCUGUAACAUAAUUUACUUGAUGCCCUGAGACUCUGGGACAAACUACAAUGUUUUAUAUAUGUAAAACCUGUGAAUAUGAACCAUGCGCGGAUGCACCUGCCUGUCUGCAUUAUACA
This is a messenger RNA of Setaria italica (foxtail millet), 1628 nucleotides long. RefSeq names its product serine/threonine-protein kinase SAPK4. NCBI's taxonomy places the organism in Eukaryota, Viridiplantae, Streptophyta, Magnoliopsida, Poales, Poaceae. The record is from RefSeq and is a predicted model, not a curated record. Gene Ontology annotation, biological process: intracellular signal transduction; protein phosphorylation. Bases 344 to 1432 code for a protein of 362 amino acids. Gene Ontology annotation, molecular function: protein serine/threonine kinase activity; ATP binding. The transcript is spliced from 9 exons.